Molecule: messenger RNA, 920 nt
Organism: Terrapene triunguis (Three-toed box turtle)
Lineage: Eukaryota; Metazoa; Chordata; Testudines; Emydidae
Gene: GJE1
Product: gap junction protein epsilon 1
Exons: 3
Coding region: 1-618 (205 amino acids)
Biological process (GO): cell communication
Cellular component (GO): connexin complex
Source: RefSeq, a predicted model, not a curated record
AUGUCUUUAAAUUACAUCAAGAACUUCUAUGAAGGAUGUCUCAGGCCUCCAACAGUGAUUGGUCAGUUCCAUACCCUUUUCUUUGGCUCCGUUCGAAUGUUUUUCCUUGGUGUUUUGGGCUUUGCAGUUUAUGGAAAUGAGGCCUUGCACUUCAGCUGUGAGCCAGACAAGAGGGAGGUUAAUCUCUUCUGUUACAACCAGUUCAGGCCCAUAACUCCUCAGGUAUUCUGGGCAUUACAGCUAGUGACGGUUCUGGUACCUGGAGCAGUGUUUCAUCUUUAUGCUGCAUGUAGAAACAUCGAUCAGGAAGAUAUCCUCCAAAAGCCCACCUAUACUGUUUUUUAUAUCCUCUCUGUUCUGUUAAGGAUUGUCCUUGAAGUUGUGGCUUUUUGGCUUCAGAGUCAUCUCUUUGGCUUCCAAGUGAACCCACUCUACAGGUGUGAUGCAGGAGCCCUUGACAAAAAGUUUAAUAUUACCAGAUGCAUGGUGCCGGAACACUUUGAAAAGACAAUUUUCCUCAUUGCUAUGUACACUUUUACUGUGAUUACAGUGGUGUUGUGUGUUGCUGAGAUUUUUGAGAUCUUAUGUAGGAGGCUGGGUUUUUUAAAUAAUCCGUGACCCUGUUGUCAUAUUGAACUACUCCUAUUUAUGUGCCAUCUAUUCUGACAGUUGUGUGUGUGGUGGGUUUUUUAUGUACAAUGGAGAUCUCAGUGUGAAACAAAGACCACUUUUUGUACACCUCUGCAAUUUUGUAUAGGAACUUCCCUUACAUGAGCUUUUUGUAUAUUACUGUUGUCAAAUACAUAACUAAGGGCCAGAUCCAAAAGACAUUUACUCGUGUGAAUAAUCCUUACUCACAUGUAUAGACUGAAGUGAAUGAAACUGCACAUGUGAAUGAAUGCCACUUCAAUGCCAUUUAA